GCAAUCAACGUUUGCCAACUGGACCAUCCUUAUCAAAAACAGCAUACUAAUUACUUGAUCAUCUAUAAAUAGAGUGGAUGCAUUUCCACAAAGAAUCACACAAACAAGAUUGAUUGAGCCUUUUGCAUUUCCACUUUCCAACUAAGGUUAUCAUGGUCUUCAUGCUUCCAAGGUUCAUCGCCAUCAGAUCAACUCGAUAUCCUGAUAAAGGGCAUUUGUACUACGACGAAAAGCAAAGUACGGUACAUAUUGGGGAGGAGAGUGUGUUCAGCACACUGGUGAAGAUUGAAGUGGAACGAGCAACAAGCAACACCAACUACGUUCACCUCCGCUUUAGUAAUUCCAACAGGUAUUGGUCGAAGAGAGUGGGUGGCAACGGCAUCGAUGCUGUAUCGAAGAAGCCCGAGGAAGACAUAAAGGAGCCUUCAUGCACGCUGUUCCAACCGGUUGAGGUGUCUGGUGAGGGAGAAGGAGUGUUUCAAUUGAUUUACGUUCCGACUGGUCACCGUGUGUUGGUAGAUCCCGAAUACUGGGGCAUUUUCGUGGUGGAAGAAAAUCCCUCAAGUUGGUACGGUAGUCUAAAGUAUGUGGAUUGGAGUACAUUGGUCAAACUGCCUCCCCACGUCGCUUUCAAAGGGGAUAACGGCAGGUACCUUACAGGAGUGAGCCAAGAUGGGUACAACUACCUGCAGUAUUCAUCCAGUGGUAUUGAUCCGUCGUGCGGCCAUCGCGUGUAUUUGAUGCCAGAAGGACAUGUCCGGAUAACGUCGGAUCACUGGGGGGGCAAGUUCUGGAGGCGCAGUCCUAACUGGAUAUGGGCCGACUCGCAUGCGUCUUCCAUCAACAACCCCGAUACUCACUUCUGGCCGGUGAAACUAGGCCACGACAACACCAUUGCACUCCGCAACGCCGGCAACAACCGUCACUGCUCACGUCUUUCCCAAGACUGGAAGACCGACAUGUUAAAUGCGGCCUGGAUCGAGAUCCACGAUGUAGGAAAAAUGGAGGUGCAAGAGCUUGUGUCGGAAAGAAACGUGUACAACGUGAAAUAUCGGAUGGAGGACGCCAGAAUAUACGACGAGGAGCCUUACAUUGCAGGCUCAUCCCAGCUUGAUAACCACAGCGACCAGGAGGCUGCUAUGUCUGUUUCAAUUACGUAUACAGACGAGAAAUCUUACACUUUUAGCCGUAGCAUGUCUUUGACUGCAGGGGUGGAAACCACCUUCAGCACUGGCGUUCCCUUCAUUGUGGAAGGAAAGAUCACCGUCUCAUUCCAGAUAAACACCACUCUCCAGUGGGACGCCACCACAACUACUACCACAUCAGUUACUGCUUCCGGCUCUAUUCCUAUCCCAGCAAAGACUAGUGCUGUCAUUGAGUAUGUCGGGACACAGGGCACUUGCGAUGUUCCUUAUUCUUACACGCAGCAAGACCAGAGCUCCACCGAUGGCACCAUUUCAUACACUGAGCAGGUUGAUGGUAUUUACAAAGGCGUCAGUUGUUACAACUUCCACUAUGUUACCAAAUCCCUUAAGGCCCUUGUCUGAACAUCCCAUGCCGUUUUCUCCCAAUCAUCAUCAACUUCAUAACUUCACUACAAAUAUGUACACUACUUUCAAGUCAGAGCUACUCAGCCGAUCUGAUCUGAUCUGAUCUGCUCUGCUCUCCUCAAAACAUCCAUUACCUUUGCCUAUUUUCUUUUUUUUUAAAUUAAUUAUUGUGUGUGUUUUUUGGUAAGCUUCUUUCAGCUUUGGUUUCCCGUUGUUGUUGUUGUUGUGCUAAUAAUUUCCAGAUAUAAGUAUCUGAUGAUCCCCAAGUUAUAUGUAUAUUCUAUGUUUAGUUCUGGACUUCUGGUUGAUUUGAAUUUUUAAAUAAAAAUGGAUGUUUCAAUAUAA
This is a messenger RNA of Salvia splendens (bonfire salvia), 1895 nucleotides long. RefSeq lists its product as uncharacterized. The record is from RefSeq and is a predicted model, not a curated record. The transcript has 3 exons. Lineage: Eukaryota; Viridiplantae; Streptophyta; Magnoliopsida; Lamiales; Lamiaceae. The coding region runs from base 153 to 1547 and encodes 464 amino acids.